GGCUCUGCCGGUGAUUCAAAGUAUUAUCACUGUUAUUGUUGUAUGAUAAUUCCUCAUCAUACAGUGCCGUAGAUGCAAGAUGGCGGAUCGAGGCCAACAAGACUUUAAUAGGAGCGCGUUGACAGUGCGAGGUGGACGGGCUUGGUACACGGGACAACGGGCAGAAAAGAUUCCCGGAGGUCUAGUGGGUGUCGUCGGCGAGGAUUGUACAAGUUUAGAUCUUUCUUACAACGAACUGUCUUCAAUUACCACCGUCAAACAUUUUCAAAGUCUACAGGAAUUGAUACUCGACAAUAAUAAACUUCGGGACCUCAAGACAUUGCCUUGUAUACCAACACUGACUACUCUCAGCUUAAACAAUAACAAGAUAACCGACAUAGACUCAGCAUUAAAAAGGAUACAAGAAUGCUGUGCAAACGUAGUAUACGUAAGUUUGCUCGGCAAUCCAGGAUGUCCCGAUCAGUUGACCAACCCAUCAUCCACCGACGAGGAGGAUUACGAUCGCUACAGACUCUAUGCAAUCUAUGUAUUACCACCGACCCUGCGUUUCCUGGACUCGCGUCCAGUUACACGUCAGGAGAAAAUAGACGCUGAGAGACGAGGGAAGUAUUCAAGGACAGUGAAAUUGGUUCCAGAAUUGUCGUCCACGAUCGUUCCCAACCCCGUGGAGGAAAUCGACGACAUAUUUUUCAAUAUUCAUUACACGCCUCUGCCGACAUCUAUUAGAAACCCCCUUGAUCACAAAGGAGCAUUUGGAAAAUGUAAAUACCGAUAUUCUGGAAAAAACUCUGAGGGGAAUAGAUUUAUUUCGAACAACGAUCUUUGAACGAAGACUGUGCAGGUCGAAGUAUCUUUGGAUAUAGGUCAUGGUUUCUCUAGUGAGCGAUAAAUGUAACAGUCAGGCCCGUAGAGCAAGUACUGAUAAAAACGAUGCACAAAUUUUUCUUUCAUUCGUUAUCAAUUUUUCAUCGCUACAAAAAUCUCGUAUCUACGCGUCUGUGUCAUAUAAUAGUUAUUAAUUCCUUUUAUAUACUUAUACACAUAUAUUUAUGCAUAUGAAAUAAAGUAAUAUAGAAC
This is a messenger RNA of Osmia lignaria (orchard mason bee), 1077 nucleotides long. RefSeq names its product leucine-rich melanocyte differentiation-associated protein. The record is from RefSeq and is a predicted model, not a curated record. NCBI's taxonomy places the organism in Eukaryota, Metazoa, Arthropoda, Insecta, Hymenoptera, Megachilidae. Gene Ontology annotation, molecular function: protein binding. Gene Ontology annotation, biological process: melanocyte differentiation.